UGACCUCAAGCAUGGCCUCACCGCGACCCGCAGCCUUUCUCCUUCUUGUUUCUGCUCUUGCUCACGGCCUAAAGCAGGGCAGCGUGAUGAUCGAGCCCCUGAAUUCAGGCCAGGACAUCGACCCAAACCAAGGCACCUUACAUGAAGGAGGCGCCUUGGAGCAAAUCUCUGGCGCAGUGCAGCAGGACUGGUCAGCAGAAGGCCAGAAAUACUUGGUGUUUUGUGAUGAAGAUGCUAUGGAGGUGGUUUUGCCCUCAGACUCGCUCUCUGAGAUGAAGGUCUUUGAUUUAUCAGGAAUGUAUCCUGUCCUGGAGCUCCCAGAGGCCUGUGGCUACUUUCUGACCAGGGAAAAUGGGAGGAACGUUCUCAAUGUCCACUUCACUGGCUGUCAUGUCACUGUUGAGGAGGGCAGCUACACUCUGAGGUUCCUGUAUCGUAACAGCGCUGGACAGUUUGAGAUCGUCACAGUGUCCUGCGGUAACUCCAGUCACGUGCCCUCCCCAAAAACGCGACACUCACGCCAUCCUGUUCUGUCCUACACCGCAGUCAAGAUGCCCCCUCCUCCUGGGCUACCGCUGUACCCUCCCUAUUGGGAUCUACUGUACCCGCCCCAUUGGGAUCUACUGUCCCUUACCCCAGGGGAACCACUGUCCCUUCCCCAAUCUGAUCCACUGCCCCCUACACCAGGGGCACCACUGACCACUCCCCAGUUGGAUCCGCUGUCCCCUCCCGAAUUUGAUCCACUGUUCCCCACACCAGGGGAACCACUGUCCCCUCCCCAAUUGGAUCCACUGUUCCCUACACCAGGGGAUCCCCUGUCCAUUUCCCAAUGGGAACCACUGUCUCCUACACCACCCAGUGUGCAAGCGACGGUGACGCCCCCGUCUCUUAGGCUGCAUUCAAACUACAAACAAGGAGGCUGCAGCUUUCCUAGUGGUCAGAGAUUGCCGUGUGGUCGUCCUGGGGCUACAGCUGCUGAGUGUCUGGGGAGAGGAUGCUGCAGAGACCAGGCGACUUCCGCCUGUUACUACCCCAUGGAUGUAUGUUCGGCUGAUGGGCAGUUUGUGUUUGUGGUUCCCUCCAACGUUGCUGGUUUGCCCAUAAACCCUACGCGUCUGAUGGCGGUGGGGAGGAGUAGCUGUAAACCCGUCAUUGCCAACAAAGAUUUUGCCGUCUUCAAGUUUGCGGUGACGGAGUGCGGAACGCGUUCGUAUCGAAUUGGAGAGACCAAAGUUUACUUGGCUGAAGUGCAGUCGCCCAUCAGGAAGCACAUCCUGCAGUACGGCAUCAUCACCAGGGAUCAUCCUGUCAGGCUCAUGGUUGAGUGUCGCUACUCAAAGGUCAGUUUGGACCUUCAAGCCCCUGCGGCUCCUCUGGUCCCUGCGGUCCCUGCGGCUCCUCUGGCCCCUGCAGCUCCUCUGGCCCCUGCGGCCAUUCCAGUGCUGCUGGCUUCUCAGAGCCGUUCGAUGAAGGGCUGGGUUAGUGCUGGAUACAUGGUGAAGAGUGCCAGCCUGCCGGCCUUGGUGAGGGCCAAGGGACUGUAUGGAGUCCAGCUCCGGAUUGCAGAGGACAAGACCUUCACCAAAUUCCACGCUGAGGAUCACCAGCCCCUGAGAAUUCUCCUGGGUAAACCUGUGUACCUGGAAGUGCGAAUAAACGCCCCAAACCCUAAAGCCACCCUGGUGGUGCACUACUGCGUGGCCUACCCUCGCUCCGCUAAGAGCGCCUUGGUUCUGCUGUAUGAAGGUUGCCCCAACCCUCUCGACGCCGACAACAUCUCGAUCCUCUACGUGGCCGACCAGUCGCAGAAUCGCCACGUGCGCCGUUUUGAAGUGAAGGCCUUCCAGUUCAUGGACCAGUCCACCAAUAAAUACCUCAACGAGGAGAUCUACUUCAUGUGCUCUACCGAGGUCUGUAUGCCGUCCCAGACUCAGUGUAAGGAGACCUGCUUUGAUGGCAAGUCUUGAUCUACAGUGGCUGCAGAUGUUUUGAGC
Messenger RNA from Colossoma macropomum (tambaqui), 1994 nucleotides. Its product is annotated as zona pellucida sperm-binding protein 1-like. Bases 12 to 1967 code for a protein of 651 amino acids. The record is from RefSeq and is a predicted model, not a curated record. Gene Ontology annotation, biological process: prevention of polyspermy; binding of sperm to zona pellucida. NCBI's taxonomy places the organism in Eukaryota, Metazoa, Chordata, Actinopteri, Characiformes, Serrasalmidae. The transcript has 11 exons. Gene Ontology annotation, cellular component: egg coat. Gene Ontology annotation, molecular function: structural constituent of egg coat; acrosin binding.